AUGACCCGACAUAUUCGUCGCAUUGUUUAUGAUUUCAUCAAGAUUGUGCGCAGCAACGUCGUUCCGAAUAGAGUGCCCCGUCCAGCUGCCGGAUUCUACGCAGCAUGGAAAGCGCUUCAUAUAUGCCUAGCUCUGUUGCUUAUACAAUGGGGACACAAUGGCUUCAGCGCCUGCAAAGGCAGCGCGAUGGCCCAUUUCGUAUCCGGGGCAGGCUCUUCGAGGCUGGGACAACACUGGCACGGCCGGCUGCUUGUCAGCAGCUCUGGAGUGGCAAAUGUGUCAGAUGGCUCCCUCUUUGUGGCCGCCUUGCGGGAUCCAGCUGUCAAACGAAUCGUUCUCACAUCUCCACUGGUCGAUGUCCCGCCUGAUACCUGGGAGGCGGUCGGCGGCAACCUGCCCAUCCCCAUUACCCGCAACUUGACGUUGGAAGGAGACGAGGCGGACUGGCCGCUCCUGCGCCUCCAUUACGUGAGGGACGUGGUUCGGCUCAUGGACACGGUCAUCUGGGUUAUCCGCUUCCUAUUCCUGGACGGCGCAAACGGAGAUAACAACUAUCGUGAUCAGGGCAAGACAGAGGUGCCGUACAUGCCACACACUGGUAGGUUCUGCUUCCCAUCCAAAUUGAAGCUGCAAACCGUAAAGACAGUCGAGAGGCCGGCGAAAUACCCGAAUGCCAAACAGCUGGUCCUGCGGGAUAUCCAGUAUCCGGAGCGGUGUUGGCCAGAUGGUGCCCUCGCAGUGGAGAUGGUGGGCAACGGCAACCGCAUUGACCCGUCCUCAGACAAGUCCGUCCCCACCAACACCAUAAUCCUUCUUCAAAAUGUCACCUGCCUGUGUGAGCACCCCGUGAGCAUCACAUGCCUCAAAGAGCGCCAGGCCGAGCCCCUUGUCUGCUUCCAGGAAACCAAGCGCCAGUUUGAGAAUGACACGACGUCUUUCUUAGACGAUUACCGACCAGAUCCGCAGCUUCGGGCCCUUGAUGUUAAGGCCUCUUCACCGCAAGUGAAGCAGACGCAGCGACAGGACAGCGCACCGCCGGCGGCAAGCGGCGUGGAUGGAAACCAGGCCCGCAGCCGUGCAGUGGUAGUAGGGGCUGCAGUAGCAGGCACCGUGGUUACCGUGUCCCUAUUCGCGUUGAUGGUGGUGGCUGCUGUGCGCGUGAAGCGGCAGAACAUCUUCGGUCGCAGCUGCCUCGAGUCGGGAAGUUGCCCAGGCCCAGCCUCUCAGCUGAACAUUACUGGUGCUGCAUGUGAGAACGGGAGCGGUGGAAGCGGGGCCUCAUCUGCGACCCCUCGUAACCAACUUCCGAAGUCAGGCGAGUCCGCCAAAGUUGCAGCGGAACCAGGGGAAGUGCAGCCUGGCGAGCAGCAGCAGGUGGUCGGCACCAAGCCGACCUUGGCGAUGCCUCUGGACCAGGCUGCUGUGGUCAUCACCCCAGACACGCGGCCACAACCCAACCUGGAGCUGCAUGUGCGGUUAGUGGACCCCGCUGGUGAGGCUGAGGCUGGCGAUGUAAUCGGUAGUUAUAACAAUAACAGUUCCAUUGGCGACGACAGCAGCAACAGUCCCACAGCAGGUGCCGUCACGGGUGUCGUAACCCUGCACUCGAAGGAGGCGGAGGUCAGCGGCAGUGGCAGCGGCAGUGCUGGUGGUGUUCCUCCCUGUAGUGGUAGCAGUGUGGUGGAGCUGACUUCGGUGGUACGCGGCAAGGGCACCUUUGGUCGAGUGGUGGAAGGUACUUACCGGGGGCAGCAAGUGGCUGUGAAGCUUCUGGCCAGUGACGGCCCGUGGGGGUGCCCCGUCGAGGCCUUGGCCUCCAGCUUUGCGCAGGAAGUGCAGGUGCUGAGCCGCUGUUAUCACCCAAAUAUUGUGCGGCUGCUGGCGGCCUGUGUGGAGUCGCCGCGGCUGUGUUUGGUUCUGGAGCUUAUGGAGACUUCUCUGGAGCACCUUAUGUACGGAGACCCGACAGCCCCACCAAUGCCACUGCCGAAGGUGCUUCAUAUCGCCAUAUCCAUUGCCAACGCGCUGGCCUAUCUGCACCCCACCAUCAGUCACCGGGACCUCAAGCCUGCCAACGUGCUGCUCAACAACCCCCACAGCGACCGGCCCACAGUCAAGCUUACGGACUUCGGGCUGUCUCGGCUUCGUGUGACGGUGGCUCCAACGGAGAAUCCGAAUGCGGGCACGCCCGCCUACAUGGCACCGGAGUGCUUCGACUUGCAAAAUAGUCAGGUCACACAUAAAGCGGAUAUGUUCUCGCUGGGUGUGCUGCUGUGGGAGAUGCUGGCCUGCAAGAGGCCCUGGCCUGGCCUGAACCCGCUGGCGGUCGGCGUGACGGUAGCGUUCAACGGCAUGCGCCCUCCCCUGGAUGAACUCCUGGCCUCCGAGCGCUGUUCACUCAAGCUGUGUCGUCUGCUGGUAGCGUGCUGGGAGACGGAUCCGGACCGACGGCCGGCGGCUGCGGAGGCAACCAAGGAGCUGGCGUUGAUCCUGGCUAUUGUUGCUAGAUGGCUCGACAUACCCCCCAUAGAAAUUAAAGGACAAAAAGGCCUUCCGAUACCUAGCUUUCCCGUAGCGCUGCCCCUCGCUGAGCGCAUCAACCUCCUGUUCCCUUCAAGCGCCCUUAGCAGCAGUACCAGCAGCAGCAGCAGAUCUGACUCCAGGCCCCAGUCCGGUUCCCAUUCCCCCCCUAUUGAUAUCAUUAUCGCCACCACCAACACAACCAACACAACCACAAGCAGCCACGCUGCCCCUCCGCCACCCUCGCGCCUGGUAGUGCUGCCCGACAUCCACGGAGAUGGUCCUCAGGCUCUGAGGGCCCUACAUCUAGCUGGCCUGAUUUCCCGUACGACAGCCGCAACCGUCAAUAACAGCUUUUCAGCAACCAAUUCUUCCUCGUCGCGGUCCUGGUCUUCCUCGGAGACGGAGGCGGAGAAGUCCUCCUCCUGGCAGGGGCAUUAUUGGCAGGGGCAAUGGCAGGAGCGGGACGGGUGGCAGUGGUCGGGUGGCGACACGGUGCUGGUGCAGCUUGGGGAUAUGGUGGACCGGGGGCCCGACAGCUUGGCGUUGCUGACGUGGCUGGAGAGCCUGAGGGGUCAGGCGCGAGCAACGGGUGGUGAUGUGGUGGCGCUCCUGGGCAACCACGAGCUCAUGAACAUACAUCACGACUUCAGGUACGUGGCUCCCGCGGAAAUUGUGGCGCUGGCGGAGGCCGCGGAGGCUGGAAAACUGCCGUCGCCAUGGACGGCGAGUCGUACGACAAUGGCAUCUACACGGUACGGCGCAGCCCUCAACGGAGGCGGCGGCGGCAGAGGAGAUCCGGGGCUGGCCUCGUAUGUGCAUGGCAGCUCGCGUGUCGUACAGCGCAUGGAUGACGUCGCUGCCGACGAGCGAGCGAUACCCGAAUUGAAGCCUGGGAAGGGGGGAACCCUGGAGGGGCCGGAGGCGGCGGCGGCGGCGGCGGCGGCGGCGGCGGCGGCGGACGAGAGCGUGGGCGAAAAGGCGGAAGAGUCGCCUCAAGAUGCUGCGCUGCCAGCGCUACGGCGACGUGCUGCGGACCGAGAGCUUUUACACGACAACCACCUAACCGUUUCCAACUGUCGCGCCGCCGCCGCCGCCACCACUGGCAAUCGCUUGGUACCCUGUGAGUUAGAAGGAGUGGAAGUUGCCGUCAACAGUGAAGACACGCCAGCAAUGGGGUCGUUGCACAACCGGAGACUUGUACAACAGCACCACCACCGCGACCCCAUCCAGCAGCAGCACCAGCAGCUCCUGGCGGGGCUUGACGUUUGGAGGGAAGCGUUGGCGGCCGACGCGCCGUUGGGUUCGUUGGUACGACAACGACCAUUGGCUGCGCUCAUCGACGCCGGCGGUUGCCGUGUACUUGCCGUACAUGCGGGUGCCUUUCCGUGGAUGCUGCACGCCGUCGAGCUGCUGUUGCUGGGCGACGGGGGUUCCGGCGGUGGCGGCGGCGGCGGCGGCGGCGGCAGCGGUACGGCAGGGGGUCAGGGGGCCUCCUGGGUCUUGGAGCCUGAGCAGUACGUCGCCGCAUGGAAUGCCGCGACAGCCGGGGCGCUGAGGUUCUGCGAGGGCCGCAGCUGCCGGCGGCGCCGUAGCGGCGGCGGCGUAGGCGGCAGCGGCUCCAGUGGUGACGGCAACGGCGAUGUGUACGAGCGCUCUCGUCUGGCAUUGGCAGGUUGGAACGCCGUCAUGUCAGGAGUCGUAGUGGGGCGCCGUACACCGCCUCCGCACCCGCUGAGGCUUGGGCUGGGGACAGCAGGUUGUUCCGACCUACUUCUGGGGGGUGAAGGAGCCGUUUGGAGUCGUCAUCUCGCACACGGCCCUCGGCAUCAGGUUAGCGGUGGUGGUGGUGGUGGUGGUGGUGGUAGUGGUGGCAGAAGGGUGUGCCUGGAGGUGGCUGCGGUGGUUAGUCGGUUGCGAGUUGAGCGGUUGCUGGUUGGGCACACGAUUCAGAGAGGUGGUCGAGUCAGCAGCAGAUGUGGGGGGCAAUUACUGCUGGCGGAUGUGGGGAUCAGCCGGGCUAUUGCCGGGGAGAUGGCUGUAUUACAGUGCUCGUCCGGGAAGUUGGAUGUGGUGUACGGCAACGGUCGCGUGGAGCGCCUCUUUGCUGAGGCGGCCGCUGUAGAGAGCAUCGAGUCCGGCCUCGCCCAAAUUACCAAACAGAUUCUCGCAACAGAUCCGGAGGCCCGAGAGAGCCUGAGGCGGUACGAGGAGGCCGUGAUUCGUCUAGAGAAGGCCAAGGCCGCCAGCGAGGAGCUGGACCGCAUGUUUGCGGAGGCCAGCCGGGGCGCUGCAGCCACUGACCGGCAGACGGAGGAGGAGCAGCGUCAGCGGGCAAACGAGCGGAUGGCGGAUGCGGAGGUGGAGGCGGCGGAGAGGUUGUUCAGGGCCGCGGAGCUAGAGUACGCGGCGGCUCGCAAGGCACAGCAAGAGUGGUCGGCGGCGGCGACAGAGGGCCCGGAGCGCGUGGAGUCCAUUAAGGCGGCGAUUGUGGCUGCGGCGGCGGGGCUGGCGGCGGAGCUGCCCCUGGUGGCGCUCAGCGGCGGCGGCGGCGCCGACGGUGCCACAACCGCCGGUGGGCCGCUGUCCUCCGCGUUGAGCCUGCUAUCGGCUGCGGCGGCUUGCUUCCUGUUCGGGGUCACCUACCGACGACUGCUGCCGCUGCGGCAGCGGGUGCCGGCGGCCGCAGCGGGGGAAGGCGACGCCGUCGGGGGCCCCCUGUCCCUCUCCGUGAUAGGUCCCGCGGCUUUGUACGCGCUGGAGAGCUUGCUGCUGUUUGGCUUUGCGUCCGCGGCUGUUGAGGCGGCAUUCGGCGCCGGGCUCCUGAAGCGCUUCGCUGAGGAGGGGAGGCCGUCUUCGUCGUCCACCGCGUCCUCCCCCCCUCCGUAGACGGCAUGCCGGCGCCCGCCUCCUCCUCCUCGACCUCCCCGUGAUCCAUAUCCCUAGUUCUCCUCCUGGUAUUCUGUAGUUAGCUGCCCUGCCUUGCCCUGCGCGUGUAUGGAGGCUAGGGAAGGUGGAGGGCGAGGAGGAGAGAGGAAGAGGAGGUGAGUAAGAGGAGGAAAAGCGGGCGAAGGAGGAGGAGGGUAAGGAGGAGAAUCGUUUUCUGCAGCGUAUGGACGUGGUCUGCUGUCUGGCUAUUAGUAGUGAAUAAAAGCAGGGGAAAGGAGGGAAGGGGGGAAGAAGGGAAGAAAGGAGAGGAGGAGAGAAAGAAGACCAAGCAGGUUGUUAUUGUAGCAGUGCCAGUAGUAGUAGAUGGAGAAGGUGGGGGAGGAGGAGGAGGAAGAAAAGAAGGGGAGGGGGGAGAGAAGCUCUGCGGGGGUCGGGGAAAUCACCAAACCCUCCCGGAUAGGAUAGGGGGGAAGCGGAAGAGAAGUUGGGAGAAAUUUGUGAUACAGUUGUGGGUCGUAUUUGUGGAAAGAUCUUUUAAUUCUCGGAUGGGACAUAUCGCGGUUCCUAGCCGUCGGAUGGGACAUAUCGCACCGACAUCGCACAUAUGGGGCUCUGCAGAGGAUCUGGGAGUCGGGUCGGAUCGUAUCGGAGCAUUAUGCCGUGGAUGGUUUCAUACUUGUCUGUCUACCUGUCUGUCUGUAUGUCUGUAUGUGUGUACGAUUACUUGCAUGCCCUUCCUGGCACUGGUCAAGGGGGCCUGGGGCUGGCGAGGGGUAUUUUUACUGUCGUAACGGAAAGCAACAUACUCCCAAGUCCGGGAGGAGAGAGGGGAAGCGCGAAGAGGAGGAGGAGGAGGGGGGGCCGCCCUUGCUCCCCUUUCCACUUCCCUAACCUGAAGACCGUCUGUUUCCACGUUCACUGGGGCACCGGGCGGGAUGGGAAAACCCUAAAACCCACCUCAACUGACUGACCGCGAAGCCAUGUGAAGGACGUCUGUUGUGUUCGUUGAGUUCCUGAGGCCCCGUCCGCCUCAUGAUCCAGGGAUGGGGAAGGGACUCGCUAAGUAGAGGGUUUAGGCGGUAGCACGUCAGGCACCCGUGCAUGGAAGGACACAUGCAUAUGCGCAUUUGGGCUUCGGCGUAUGAGGUACCGCUUUGUGCACCGCGCGGUUUGUUGAUUUGGGUUUGGGGGAAGGCUGAGUAGCGGGGUUGUUGAUUGGAGGGAAGGAUUGGGAUAUAGGCUUGGGGGGUCGGGUGGGGGCCCUGCAGCCCUCUGCGGCUAGGUCGUAGUUGUCUCUGCUCUCUGCUUCUAAUCUUUUAAGUUGUCCUCAAAGGUGGUGCCCCUUGGAGGGAGACGCAAAGGAAGGGAUGUGCGGUGCAAAACACCCCUUUCCCCGGGACUGGUGUUUUCCUAAAAAAUUUAGAAAAAUCUUUAGAAAAAUCUUACAAAUGUCGGCAAAAUUAUUAGGUUCCUAAGCUUCCGAUUAUGCAUCAUCACAAGGGACUUCGGUAGUUGUUUAUUGGCAUGUCGGCACUGGUUUCCUUGGCUUGGGGCUCCGGCAGUCGGUAUUGCUACUAUGGUGUUUGCUGCCUGCCGCAUAUGAUUCUCCCCCAGGGCUGAGGGUUGAAGGCGCAGAAGACGCCGUUCUUUUGCCGGUUAGAUGCUUGCAUGUUUAACAAAGUCCAAGUG
Volvox carteri f. nagariensis is the source of this 7098-nucleotide messenger RNA. RefSeq lists its product as uncharacterized. Gene Ontology annotation, molecular function: protein kinase activity; ATP binding. The coding region runs from base 1 to 5409 and encodes 1802 amino acids. NCBI's taxonomy places the organism in Eukaryota, Viridiplantae, Chlorophyta, Chlorophyceae, Chlamydomonadales, Volvocaceae. Gene Ontology annotation, biological process: protein phosphorylation. The transcript is spliced from 29 exons. The record is from RefSeq and is a predicted model, not a curated record.